This is a messenger RNA of Branchiostoma floridae (Florida lancelet), 1212 nucleotides long. RefSeq names its product protein krueppel-like. The coding region runs from base 59 to 436 and encodes 125 amino acids. NCBI's taxonomy places the organism in Eukaryota, Metazoa, Chordata, Leptocardii, Amphioxiformes, Branchiostomatidae. The record is from RefSeq and is a predicted model, not a curated record. The transcript has 2 exons.
AACAAGACAACAUAGAUCGCAACCUUCCUAUACUAACCCGAGUGUUAGUCAGUGCCGAAUGGAUCAGGUAGACGGGACACCACAGGAAAUGAGUGAGGCAGGAAUCUACAGAUGCGAGCACUGCGGAAAAUCGUUCAGCCGCAGACACACGCUGGUGGUUCACGUUAGAGCACACACAGGCGAGCGCCCCUACAGCUGCGAACAGUGCGACAAAAGCUUUUCCAGAAAGGAUACCUUGGAGGACCAUGUGAGGACGCACACUGGUGAGAAACCCUACAAAUGCGAAGAGUGCGACAAGACUUUUAGAACUCUGUCAACUUGUAGAAUUCAUUUGAGAACACACACCGGAGAGAAACCUUUUAUGUGCGGACAAUGCAAGAAGCGUUUCAGCACAAAACAGAACUGUGUUCGGCACGUUGGCAAACACUUCAAGUAAAGUUGCAGUAUUUGUAGUGUACAAACGUAGACAUGCCAGAUAGAAGCAAUUUUGUUCGUUAUUUUUUUCUCUUAUGUCACCCACAACUGUUGUGGAUGUUCACACUCCUUUGCGUUUGGGAUCACAAUGUAAAUAUUGUGCAUAUUUCACAUGUCACCGUUGAAUGAAAACUGUUGUGCAUGUUGUAAACUCCUUUGCGUUUGGGAUCGCAAUGUAAAUAUUUUGCCUGUACGUAUGUAAAUACUUUACGUUUUAUGACCGCAUCUAAACUGUGAGAAGUACGUAUGUAAAUACUUUACGUUUUGUGACCGCAUCUAAACUGACCAGCGACACCUGUCCUGCAGUACAACGUGAAGCAGUCAGAAUUGCCGUGAAUAAACCAAUGGUUGUGUAAAAGAAGUCUCUUCAUUCAUUUUCUUUUAUCUAUUCAACAUAACAGACAUACAGCAUGGUAGCAUAAGAUGAAGUUGGUAUUAAAUGGCGUUUAAAUCUCUCAAAAACAGUACAAAUCAAUCUGUAAUAAAAGACGUGAAUUUUACCUAAGCUAACAGUCCCGGGCGGAUUUAAACGCGGGCGAAUUUAACUCCAUUUCACCGAUGAUUGAAAGAAAGAAUGACUGAAUGAUUGAAUGAAUGAAUGAAUGAAUAAAUGAAUGAACUUUAUAUAGUGUUACAUGUAUAUGCAUACAAAUAAAGUCUCUCUCCCUCUCUGCCCCCCCCCAUAACUAAAUUUUAAACAAAGUUACAAGAAGCCAGCCACAGAAGAGUACAUGCAUA